CUCCACUUCAGCAUCAUUCAUCUGAGAUGAACAAAACAGUUAGCUCCUCCUCCUCUCUCUCUCUCUCUCUCUCUCUGUCUAACCCAUAAAUUUUCUCUCUCCUCAUACCAACCUUGUAAUUGUAGGUAAAACCCUCCAAUAUCCCAAAAAUGGGGUUCUCUCUAAGCUUGGAUUCACUUCUCAAAGUCUCUGGGAUCUAACUGUAAUAGGACUAGGGUUUUGUAUUAAUUGGGCCCAGAAAUGGCUUCCGAAGAGGGCUUAGUACCAGCUCGGAGACUCGAGAACGGUUUGAAUUCACACCCACAGCUAAUCUUCCAAGACGAGACCCUCCGGUUCAGUCCACUGCACCGCCGCUUCGGCGAUCCCGGUCGGAAAACCAGGGAGCUCACCGGCUUCAUCGACGACGACCGGUUUUUUCAACCUCAUGGGUCAGAAUUCCGGCGAACUAUGUACCACGACACACCGCUUGAUCGGCAGGACCACCGGAAUUGGGAUGUCAACGGAAGGACUUCGACGCAUAGUGGAGAUGGAUCCGACGAGGAUGAGGAUGAGGACGAGGACGACGAAGAGGAGGACGAUGAUGGUGAGGUUGAGGGACUCGUUGAUAGUAAUAGUAAGAAUAACAAUAGCAGCAAUAGUGGGCGUACUGAUACAGAUAAAAUUGGCAAUGGAAAAGCAAAAAAGUUCUCUUCUUUGGUUGGGUCGAGUGGGGAGAUAAUGAAGGAGAGUAACAUUGUCCAAUCUGGUAAUGAUGGUAAUGAUAUGGGAGCUAGUCCGAGUGAGAAUCAUCAGCAAGGACGAGUCGGCCAGUAUGACAAUGUGGUUACCAUUGCUGACCAUGAUGGGGAUUUGUACUACUCGCAGUAUCUGCAGGGGUCAGAGGUGUUAGCCAGCGGCCAGAAGAAUGCAGUGGUUGAACAUGGUUGUGGUUUUGGUGGGAGAAAGGAGGGUUUGUACUCAAGUGAAUUGAGAGCAAUUCUCUCGGAUCCUUUGACUGGAACACUUAUGGAAGAUGCAAUGAUAUUGCCUUGCGGGCAUUCCUUUGGAGGUGGUGGAAUACAGCAUGUCCUUAAAAUGAAAGCUUGCUACACUUGUUCUCAAGCAGUAUCAGAGGACUCAGUGGCUCCGAAUCUUUCUCUCCGAGCUGCUGUCCAGGCAUUCCGUCGGGAAGAAGAGUUGCAGGUUUACUGUGCAUCCAAAAGAAGAAGAGAAAGAUUUGAACAGGACAAAGGUAGUUAUGGUGAUUCAACUCUCAUGGAUCUUCCAAGGGGAAAAGGUGUUCAGUUUCCAUUUGCUGUGACUGAUCGAGUUAUUAUAAAGGGCAACAAGAGGACACCACCACGUUUUGUUGGACGUGAGGCUGUUGUAACAACACAAUGUUUGAACGGAUGGUAUGUAGUGAAGACAUUGGACAAUGCAGAGAGUGUGAAACUCCAGUAUCGCUCACUUGCCAAGGCUUCAGAUAGUCCAUCCUCAAAGUCGAUCUCAAGCAAGGUGACGCCAAACUGGGUCUAGAGCUUCAGUAAACAAGAUCUCCCAAAUUGGGCAUUUAUAGCUUACAGUUAAUACACAUGGUGCAACUAUAUCAAUCUAACAUCAUUGCUCAAGAGGUUUUCUUCAAAUAUUGUUGUUGAUUCCUUACACGUAGAUGUUGUAUUUAGGCCCUUGUACAUUGUAGAGGCCUGCCACAUGAUGAGAAACUCUAGAAUGAGAUUCGAUAUAUGAAUAAUAUAUGAUCAAUUUUGCUUGCUCA
This is a messenger RNA of Cornus florida, 1753 nucleotides long. RefSeq names its product U-box domain-containing protein 62-like. Gene Ontology annotation, biological process: protein ubiquitination. Lineage: Eukaryota; Viridiplantae; Streptophyta; Magnoliopsida; Cornales; Cornaceae. Gene Ontology annotation, molecular function: ubiquitin-protein transferase activity. The record is from RefSeq and is a predicted model, not a curated record. The coding region runs from base 241 to 1515 and encodes 424 amino acids. The transcript has 8 exons.